AUGAUUGUGGCGCAAGCAAAGAUCUUUCAUGAACAACUAAACCUUCAGCAUGCCUGUGAUUAUUCGCAAGGAUGGUUACACAAGUUUAAAAAUAGGCAUGGUAUGUCUUUACAUUAUGUGUAUGGUGAAAAGCGAGGUGCAGACAGUGAAGCAGCUGCCAAGUAUGUGAACGAAUUCGCGCAGUUUGUGGCAAAGGCGAAGUUAUCCCCAGAACAAGUGUAUAACGCUGGUGAGACUGCUCUAUAUUGGCGUUGUAUGCCUAGAAAAACGCUAGCUACAGAGAGUGAGGAGGCACCAACAGGUGGCAAGGACUCGAAGGGUAGGGUUACGGUCCUUGGUUGUAGCAACGCAGCAAGCACUCACUGGUGUAAGCUAAUGGUAAUUGGGAAAAGUGUCAACCCACGGGCAUUUAAAGGUGUGAAAAGUUUUCCAGUUAUCUACCGUGGUAACAAGAAGGGGUGGAUAACUACAAAACUAUGCCUAGAGUGGUUUGAAAGGUAUUUUGUGCAUGAGGCUAGAGCACACUGCAACUCAGUAGGCCUAGAUCCAAAGUGUAAAAUAGUGUUGAUUCUGGAUAAUUGUUCUGCCCACUCUAAGGCUGAACUUUUAGUGAAAGACAAUGUGGUUGGACUAUAUUUACCUCCAAAUUGUAUAUCUCUGAUUCAGCCUUGUGAUCAGGGCAUAUUACGCUCACUUAAGUGUAAGUAUAGAGCCGCUUUCAUGCGCCAUUUGCUCGCUGCAGUGAAUAAUGGGAAGCAUGUUUCAGCAUUCAUGAAAGAGGUUAACCUAAAGGAUGUUAUUUGGACACUUGCCUAUGCCUGGGAUAAGGUGACUCCAUCAACUUUGAAGAAUGGAUAG
Messenger RNA from Homarus americanus (American lobster), 858 nucleotides. Its product is annotated as tigger transposable element-derived protein 2-like. Bases 1 to 858 code for a protein of 285 amino acids. Gene Ontology annotation, cellular component: nucleus. The transcript has a single exon. Lineage: Eukaryota; Metazoa; Arthropoda; Malacostraca; Decapoda; Nephropidae. Gene Ontology annotation, molecular function: DNA binding. The record is from RefSeq and is a predicted model, not a curated record.